AUGGUGGAAAUGAAAACUGAAGUUGGCAAAGUAGAAAAACGCUAUCUUUUCUACGAUGGAGAAUCUGUUUCAGGAAAGGUAAACCUAGCCUUUCAGCAACCUGGAAAGAGGCUAGAGCACCAAGGAAUCAGAAUUGAAUUUGUAGGUCAAAUUGAACUUUUCAAUGACAAGAGUAAUACUCACGAAUUUGUAAACCUAAUGAAAGAACUAGCCUUACCUGGAGAACUGACUCAGAGCAGAAGUUAUGAUUUUGCAUUUAUGCAAGUUGAAAAGCCAUGCGAAUCUUAUAUCGGUGCCAAUGUCUGCCUAAGGUAUUUCCUUAAAGUGACAAUAGUAAGAAGACUGACAGACUUGGUAAAAGAAUAUGACCUUAUUGUUCACCAGCUUGCUAGCUAUCCUGAUGUCAACAAUUCUAUUAAGAUGGAAGUGGGCAUUGAAGAGUGUCUACACAUAGAAUUUGAAUAUAAUAAAUCAAAGUAUCACUUAAAGGAUGUGACUGUGGGAAAAAUUUACUUCUUAUUAGUAAGAAUAAAAAUCCAACAUAUGGAGUUACAACUGAUUAAAAAAGAGAUCACGGGAAUUGGACCCAGUGCCACAACAGAAAACAGAAACAAUCGCUAA
Eubalaena glacialis (North Atlantic right whale) is the source of this 621-nucleotide messenger RNA. Its product is annotated as vacuolar protein sorting-associated protein 26A-like. Gene Ontology annotation, cellular component: endosome; retromer complex. Lineage: Eukaryota; Metazoa; Chordata; Mammalia; Artiodactyla; Balaenidae. The record is from RefSeq and is a predicted model, not a curated record. The transcript has a single exon. The coding region runs from base 1 to 621 and encodes 206 amino acids. Gene Ontology annotation, biological process: intracellular protein transport; retrograde transport, endosome to Golgi.